AUGGUGCUUUAUUCACUGUUGAUGGAGAACAAAGAACAGCACUCGGGUGUCAAAUCCAAGCAAGCUAAAACGCAACAAGAGGUGUCUAUCCCUCGUGAAAAGUGGCCGUUUGAGGAAGUUUUAGCAGACGAAUAUGAACGCCACCUAGAGACUAUUGACGUUUACACGGCACAUGUUGAGCCAAAACAAACCAAUUCCAUUUUAAAAUUUGCACAAAAGAAAUUACCAUCAUUAGAAGGUUUAGAGCAUUGCAAAAAGAUUAGACGCAUAGCUAAACCAGAAACCGAAUCAGGAUUCGAGUUGGAAGUGAUAUUGUGUAAAAAGGGCACACUGGACCAAGGCAAGCUGAUGGACAUGCUGAAGGAACAUCAAUUCGAAGAUUGCAGGAUCAGCACAGUGUCCGUCUCCAAAUACGCACCAUUGAAUAGGCAGCAAUAUGAAGCUUGGCAUCGUCUAUGGCCCAUGUCAUACCGAGAGGAUACUCGACUCGACCCCAAAUUUACGCAACAAGACAUCGAUAUCAUUCAUAGUCAUAUGCAAGCGAUACUGGCAAAUCAACACCAUACGGUGGUGUGUCGUAUAGUGGACCCGAGUACGAAUGAGAUUAUGGCUGAAAAGAGUGAUACUAGAGCCGAGCAUCCACUUCAUCAUGCUGUCAUGAAUGGUAUAGAUCAUGUAGCACAAAAUGAAAGCAAAUUGUAUGGAGGACAUGGGCGAAUGAAAAGAACCGCAAGCCAGAUGACAGCAGUAGAUGAUGCCGAAUCAACAAAAAAGACGGCUUAUCUAUGUACAGGCUAUGAUAUUUAUAUAACGCAUGAACCAUGUGCAAUGUGUGCCAUGGCUCUGGUCCAUUCUCGAGUCUCUCGAGUGUUCUACAGUAUACCCUCCAAAACUGGUUCUCUCGGCACAAAUUACAAGAUACACACACAUGCUAGUCUGAACCAUCACUAUAGAGUAUUUAGACAUGUAUUGAAGGAUACAGCAGCGACAUUUACAUUAGACAGCUCGCUUAGAGAUCAAGAAUUAUAA
Messenger RNA from Mucor velutinosus, 1029 nucleotides. RefSeq lists its product as uncharacterized. The record is from RefSeq and is a predicted model, not a curated record. Gene Ontology annotation, molecular function: tRNA-specific adenosine-34 deaminase activity. Gene Ontology annotation, cellular component: nucleus; cytoplasm. NCBI's taxonomy places the organism in Eukaryota, Fungi, Mucoromycota, Mucoromycetes, Mucorales, Mucoraceae. Bases 1 to 1029 code for a protein of 342 amino acids. The transcript is spliced from 5 exons.